This is a messenger RNA of Saccharomyces mikatae IFO 1815, 474 nucleotides long. RefSeq names its product Csm4p (gene CSM4). The transcript has a single exon. The record is from RefSeq and is a predicted model, not a curated record. NCBI's taxonomy places the organism in Eukaryota, Fungi, Ascomycota, Saccharomycetes, Saccharomycetales, Saccharomycetaceae. Bases 1 to 474 code for a protein of 157 amino acids.
AUGAUGGAGGGGCCUGUAUCAAGGAAAAUCGCACCACGGUUAUCCAGCCGACUGGUGACUUGGAAACGUAAGCAACAGUCAUGGUUGCUGGGCCAAAAAAUAGCGACAAUAAACAAUAACUAUUUCUAUAUGCAAUACGAACUCCUAUAUUUAACUAACGAAGUCAUGAAAUGGAAAGAGAUGAUUACCUUUUUGGAAAGUCAAUUAUCUGGCAUAACACCCAAUUUCGUGGCAGAAAGGCGGCCACAUGACAAGAAAUUAUUUCAAAACCUAAUAGACGAUUAUAAUGAACAGCUGAACGAAAAUAAUUUAGUCAUUUCCAUCUUAAAAAGUAAACCUAGGAUUUCAUCAUUCCCCAUAUAUUUGUGUGAUGAAGCGUACUCGCACUUUGAACUCGCCAUCGCAGAGUUGGAUUCUCUAAUUAUUAUAUUUUUGUUUUCUUUGAUAUUUUUGUGGGUUUCGAUAGAAGCUUGA